AUACAGCCCGACCCGCGAGCCCAACUAAGUAAACCCCAUCAAAUGUAACCAAACAAAUCCUAUCGUCCUCACCUCGAAACCCUAGCUCCAGUCCCGCUCAACUCGAUCACAGCCGACUCAACCCGCUCGAGCAACUGUUCCUCGAGAAUCGGCGAACAUGGCGGAUGUGGAAGCAGAUGUUGCCGUCCCGGGGCAACCGAAGAAGAGGACGUUCAAGAAGUUCAGCUUCAGGGGCGUCGACUUGGAUGCUCUUCUCGACAUGUCCACUGACGAGCUCGUCAAGCUCUUCACUGCCCGAGCUCGCAGAAGGUUUCAGAGGGGUUUGAAGAGGAAGCCGAUGGCUUUGAUCAAGAAGCUGAGGAAGGCUAAAAGGGAGGCCCCUCCUGGUGAGAAGCCAGAGCCGGUGAGAACCCACCUGAGGAACAUGAUCAUCGUUCCUGAAAUGAUUGGAAGCAUCAUUGGAGUUUACAAUGGCAAGACCUUCAAUCAGGUGGAGAUCAAGCCGGAAAUGAUCGGUCACUAUCUCGCUGAAUUCUCCAUCUCCUACAAGCCUGUCAAGCAUGGAAGACCUGGUAUUGGUGCCACCCACUCAUCUCGGUUCAUCCCGCUCAAGUGAAUCAUGAUAAUUUUAGCUUCAUUUUGUUAGUCUGUUCUGUCGUUACUGAUCAGUCCUGCCGAACAUGGGAUUCUGGAGUGGGUUAUUAUCGAGUGUCAUAUGCUUUGUAGCUCGAAAAGAGGACGGUUGCAGCGCGUGGUUUUUUCUUUAGUACGAAUCAUUUUGCCAAUGUUGUGUAUGUUUCUUGUUCUCCCGUUUUCUCUUUCCCAAUGCAAUUUCAAUAAAUUUCCAUGUAUUACGAUGAA
Messenger RNA from Punica granatum (pomegranate), 861 nucleotides. The record is from RefSeq and is a predicted model, not a curated record. NCBI's taxonomy places the organism in Eukaryota, Viridiplantae, Streptophyta, Magnoliopsida, Myrtales, Lythraceae.